UUUUUCAUUGGUUGUCCCAGCCAUUGCGUCCGAUGCCGGAAGGGGGAGAAGGAGCAAAGCACUAUGGCGACGACUGAGUCGGCUAGUGGGGAGGGAGCACAAGAGAUGAUGGAGGUUGACAGACGAAUUGAAUCUGAAGAGUCGGGAGAUGAUGAAGGGAAGAAGCAAACAAUUUGCAUCGUAACAGACCUCAGUCAACAGAGUUUAAGGGAUGAGCAGAAUGGAGAGAAUUCAAUAGCUGAAGCAGAGACGCCAGUAGACAUGGAGACAAUUAACCUGGACCCAGAAGCUGAGGAUGUUGACCUGAAUCAUUUCCGAAUUGGCAAGAUUGAGGGUUUUGAGGUGCUCAAGAAAGUGAAGACUCUCUGUCUCCGUCAGAACUUGAUUAAGUGCAUUGAGAACCUGGAACAGUUGCAAAGUCUCCGAGAACUGGAUCUCUACGACAAUCAGAUUCGGAAGAUUGAGAACCUGGAAGCCCUGACGGGUCUUGAGAUCCUGGAUAUUUCAUUUAAUAUUCUACGGAACAUUGAAGGGCUAGAUCAGCUCACUCAGCUAAAGAAACUCUUCCUGGUCAACAAUAAAAUCAGCAAAAUUGAGAACCUAAGCAAUCUACAGCAGUUACAGCUGUUGGAAUUGGGAUCUAAUCGAAUCAGAGCAAUUCAGAAUAUUGAUACGUUGACUAAUCUGGACAGUCUCUUCCUCGGAAAGAACAAAAUCACCAAACUCCAGAACCUUGAUGCGUUAACAAACUUGACAGUGCUUAGCAUACAGAGCAAUCGGUUGACCAAGAUCGAAGGACUGCAGAAUCUGGUGAACCUGCGGGAGCUGUAUCUCAGUCAUAACGGCAUAGAAGUCAUGGAGGGACUGGAAAACAAUAAUAAGCUUACAAUGCUGGACAUUGCAGCCAACAGGAUCAAAAAGAUUGAAAAUAUCACCCAUCUAACAGACCUCCAGGAAUUUUGGAUGAAUGACAAUCUCAUUGAGAGCUGGAGCGACUUGGAUGAAUUGAAAGGAGCCAAGAAUUUGGAAACUGUUUACCUAGAGCGAAACCCCCUGCAGAAAGAUCCGCAAUACCGACGCAAAAUCAUGCUGGCCCUUCCAUCUGUCCGGCAGAUUGACGCCACCUUUGUCCGCUUCUGAGCCUUCUCCUGGCCCUUUUCCCCUUCUUUCUUCCCAAAGUGUCACAGCUGGGACUUUUAUCCGCACUGCACCCUCUGUCUUCAGUCCAUUGACACUUAAAGAGCAAAAGGCCAACAAAGAGCACUGAAAUCCGACCUUGCAUAUAAUGCACACUCUGUUGUCGUUUUUGAAUAUUAUUAUUAAACCUUAACAUGUGAGAUUU
This is a messenger RNA of Sphaerodactylus townsendi, 1342 nucleotides long. RefSeq names its product protein phosphatase 1 regulatory subunit 7 (gene PPP1R7). Bases 64 to 1140 code for a protein of 358 amino acids. The record is from RefSeq and is a predicted model, not a curated record. The transcript has 10 exons. Gene Ontology annotation, molecular function: protein binding. NCBI's taxonomy places the organism in Eukaryota, Metazoa, Chordata, Lepidosauria, Squamata, Sphaerodactylidae.